Corapipo altera (White-ruffed manakin) is the source of this 1761-nucleotide messenger RNA. It is a transcript of the gene TLCD3A, whose product is annotated as family with sequence similarity 57 member A. Gene Ontology annotation, biological process: lipid homeostasis. The transcript has 5 exons. NCBI's taxonomy places the organism in Eukaryota, Metazoa, Chordata, Aves, Passeriformes, Pipridae. Gene Ontology annotation, cellular component: membrane; endoplasmic reticulum. The record is from RefSeq and is a predicted model, not a curated record. Bases 273 to 1058 code for a protein of 261 amino acids.
GGCGGGGCUGGACCGGACCGAGCCCAGCUGAGCCGAGCCUAGCUGGGCUGAGGGGGGCCGAGCCGAGCCAAGCGGAGCUGAGCUGAGCUGAGCCGAUCCGAUCCAAUUCAAGCUGAGCUGAGCUGAACCGAUCCGAUCCAAGCUGAGCUAAGCUGAGCCGAUUCGAUCCAAGCGGAGCUGAGCCGAGCCGAGCUGAGCCGAGCCGCCCCGGGCCCUCCCGCCGCCCGCCCGGCUGUUGACAAGCGGCGGCGGGAGUCAGCGCGCUCGUCCCCAUGUGGCGGACGCUGGCCCUCGCCUCCGCCUUCUUCCCGGGGCUCUUCGUCCUCUGCAUCCGGUUGCUGCGCUGGGCCGCCCCAGGAUGGAGCCUCAAGGACCGCAUCCUGCUCAGCGGCAGGCUGGUGUCAACGGUCCAAGCCACGAUGGCCACAGUGUCGGGGAUCACAGUUAUCCUCAGCUGCAAGAACGUGGUGUACGACAGGCACUGGCUGGCUGUGGAGUACAUCUGGGUCCUCGUUCCCUACAUGACUUAUGACAUCUAUGUCAUGUACCUCUGCCACUGGCACAAGAGCCUGGAAAAGGGAAUCGCAGAGAAGAAGCACUCACUGGCCAGCGUGUGGAGCUUCCUCCUGCAGGAGCGGCUGAUGGUGACUCACCACCUCUUCAUCCUCAUCGUGCUCACCCCCAUCACCCAGCACUUCAGGGGAGAGCUGGGGGACUUCUUCGUGGGCUGCAUCUUCACAGCAGAGCUGAGCACGCCUUUCGUAUCCCUGGGCAAAAUCCUCAUGCAGCUCAAAAUGCAGGACACGCUCCUGCACAAGGUGAACGGGAUCCUCAUCCUGGUGACCUUCUUCCUCUGCCGCAUCCUCCUCUUCCCCUUCAUGUACGCGGCCUACGGGCGGCAGGUGGGGAUGCCCGUGUACAUGGUGCCUUUCCGCAUCCCGCUGCACUGCAACAUCGCCAACGCCUCCCUCAUCGCCCCCCAGAUCUACUGGUUCAGGCUCAUCUGCCGCAAAGCCGCCCGUCUCUACGGCCGCCCGCCCGCCGACCGGAGCAGAUAACGGCCGGCCCUGCCAGCCCAGCCGGGGGCUGCAACGGGGUCGGUCCCCCCAGGGGCUGAACAGGGUCAGCCCCCCCGGCUCUCCCGCCAUCACUGCAGGGACCAGAGCAGGAGCAGGGAUAGCAGGGAUAGCGCGGGGCCAUCCCUGCUGGAAGCAGCCUCACGUCUCCACCGCCGUGCCAGGCAGCGCCAGCCUGGGCUAGGAAGGCUUUCCUCCCACACCGCUCCAGCGCCUUGUGUCCACCCGCCCGUGGGAGCCCGGGGUGGGAGCUGGAUCGUAAGCACAACAUUCCAUUCUGGGGUUCAACGCCGUGGCACGGAACUAACGGUUACACGAGAGGGGUUUGUUACAACCCCCCCGCUGCAUGUUCCAGGGCUGACACCAGACACCGGCAUGGUGGUGUGGAGGAGCCUGCAGACAGAGGAGGGGAUCCUGCAGCAUCCAGCCCUUACAGCAGAACGGAUGGGGAUGGGGAGCUGUGCGCCAGACCUGCCGCAGCCCCAGCUCACUCUUCCAGCUCCAGCUCAGCCUCCAGCCGAGAGCAGAGCCAGGCCUGGAGCUGCAGCACAGUUCUGCAGAGCUGUUCCUGACCUUUCCCGACUUCACCUCUACACUACAGCCCUGUUCAGCCUCUGACCUUCCACAUGCACCUCCUGCUGCUGCUGCUGGGCUCAAGCUCACUUAAAACUCCACUUAACCCGAA